CCUGCUUCACUCUAGGGGAGCGAAUAGCUGCUCAGACGAAUCAUACACCGACUGGAGGCUUCUUUGAUACAGAAUGAACAUUCUCGGUUGCAAGCCUCCCGGCGAGGCGGAUACAACCGCAAUCUCGCCGUUCCAUCGGAGGCCGAAAUCAAUAGCAAUCCAAGGCUUCACGGUCACUACUCAAACACUUCCGAUAUUAAAAGCAGAGCCCAUAGAGAAGAUGACGAAGGAUCUAGGGAUCGCCCCUCCAGAAAUGAUUUUUGGCGACAACUUUGUUGAAAUUGCGCAUGAGGGGACUCCAUGGAAAAUUACAUUCAAUGCAUUCGAUGCCUUGGAUCGAGUUGAUAAAUCCGGCGAAUCCAUGCUACAAGUCGCUUACUCGAAGCAAUGGCAAAAGAGCAGAGAAAGAGCUCAUGAGGGUAUCAAAGAGAUCGUCAAGCCCUUCGACUGGUCCUACAGCACGGACUACACGGGGACUCUCGGCCCUGGUAGUCGACCGUUUGAGGCAACGACCAAACGUAUACCAACUGAUCUACUCAAGCGGCCAGAUCCGAUUCUGUUCUAUGAUGAUGUGGUUCUUUAUGAGGACGAACUAGCUGACAACGGUAUCUCCAUGUUCUCAUGUAAAAUACGUGUUAUGCCAGCUAGACUCCUGCUGCUCGCCCGCUUUUUCUUGAGACUCGACAAUGUUCUGUUUCGACUCAGGGAUACAAGGAUCUAUGUUGACUUUGGUACUGGGGAGGUAAUUCGAGAAUAUCAAUCCAAAGAAUGUGAUUACGAAACGGUGAGACAGGCUCUGGCCUUAACAAGGGACGAUGUCCCAGCCGCUAUGAGGGACCCCAACAGACUCUCAGACUUCCUCCGCCUUGUUGAUACACGUCUAGAGAGGGCUGUCCUUGUGGCCAACUGACAAGCCUGGGUCC
Molecule: messenger RNA, 923 nt
Organism: Aspergillus japonicus CBS 114.51
Lineage: Eukaryota; Fungi; Ascomycota; Eurotiomycetes; Eurotiales; Aspergillaceae
Product: TIP41 family protein
Exons: 3
Coding region: 74-910 (278 amino acids)
Biological process (GO): TOR signaling
Cellular component (GO): cytosol
Source: RefSeq, a predicted model, not a curated record